ACUUUGUUGUCUUGGCGUAAUGAAGAACAAAAUCGCAAAAUAAAUUUGCUUGAACACUAUUUUUAAACAACAUUUAUUCAUUUAUCUUCAAUGUUGUCGGUGGCUCUUGUGCUAGUAUUCCUGUCGUGCGGUAUAUUGGCGUGGCGGCGGAGAAACAGGAAUAAAGAUGAGCCCCCACCGCUCCCGGGCGCUUUGCCACUGAUUGGACACUUUCACUUGUUCGUUGGAAACAGUUCACAACUAUGGGAUUCAGUAAAAAAGCUGUGCUAUAACACCUUGGACGCUGAUGGAGUUGUAUCUUUUUAUCUUGGACCCAAAACAGUAUACUUUGUAACAGACCCAGACGACUGUUUGAAAAUCGCUAGCACGUGUUUAGAAAAGGACAAGUUUUACAAAUUCACAAAGCCCUGGCUAGGCGAGGGACUAUUGACUGGUGAUUUGCAAAUAUGGAAGGAACAUCGGAAGCUUCUGAAUCCAGCAUUCAAGCAGUCUAUCUUAGAUGGAUUUAUAGACAUUUUCAACAAAGAAGCUCGUCGUCUGGUCAAGAAUCUAGAAGUGGAAGUCGACAAAGGACCGUUUGACCAAUUUGCCUAUAUUCAGCCUAAUGUUCUGGAAACCAUAUGCUUAACUGUUUUGGCAGUGGACUUCACUGAUGAGAGUUUGCUGAACAUCGAAUAUAUAAAUGCUUUAGAAAAUAUACUGAAAUGCGUAGUAGAGAGAUUCCAGACGCCCUGGCUGCACAGUGAUGUCAUGUUCAACUGGUCCUCCUUGAAGAGGAGGCAGGAUGAGUGUCUGAAGAUCUUGCACAAUGUGUCAAAUACUGUCCUUAAAAAGAGGAAAGCAGAAUACUUGAACAAUAAUCUCAACAAUGGGACUGAAGACACGACAAAAGGUCUGAAAUUCCGUCCCUUCAUGGACCUACUCCUUGAACUAGCAAUAGAGAAAGGCGCCUUCAGCGACCAGGAGAUCAGGGAACAUGUUGACACCAUGUUAUUCGCUGGCCAUGAUACAACAGCAACUUCACUCAUGUAUAUGAUGCUGUUAGUUGGAUCCUACCCUGAGGUUCAGCAGAAAAUUUUUGAAGAGUUGCACAACGUUUUUGGUGAUGAUGACAGGGACGUCACGAAACAAGAUCUGUCACAGCUGGUGUACCUGGAGGCUGUGUUGAAAGAAAGUAUGCGCUUUUACCCCGUCGCGCCCGUGAUUAUAAGACGUCUUGAUCAAGAUGUUAAACUAAGAAACUGCACUCUCUCGAAGGAUCGAGCGUGUUUUCUGUCAUCCUAUGGAGUCCAUAGACACCCCGUGUGGGGUCCAGAUGCUGAGGAGUUCAAGCCAGAACGCUGGCUGGACUCUGAAACGUUGCCAAAAUGCCCCACUACAUUUUCUGGAUUUGGUAUGGGAAGGAGAAUCUGUAUAGGUAAAACAUACGCUAUGAUGACAAUGAAGAUCGCCAUGGCUCACGUGUUUCGACGCUACAGGGUGUCCGGAAAUCACUUGUUGAUGACGACUAAGCUGGACGUCCUGCUAAAACCAAUAUCCGGACACCAUGUAUCAAUUGAAAUUAGGAAAAAUAAAACAUAAUUAUAAAAUAU
This is a messenger RNA of Maniola jurtina (meadow brown), 1592 nucleotides long. RefSeq names its product cytochrome P450 4C1-like. The transcript has 12 exons. Bases 91 to 1581 code for a protein of 496 amino acids. NCBI's taxonomy places the organism in Eukaryota, Metazoa, Arthropoda, Insecta, Lepidoptera, Nymphalidae. Gene Ontology annotation, molecular function: oxidoreductase activity, acting on paired donors, with incorporation or reduction of molecular oxygen; monooxygenase activity; heme binding. The record is from RefSeq and is a predicted model, not a curated record.